AUCUCAUCCAGCAAGCUGGACACCGCAGCUUCGCACCACAACACCUCUGCCUCCACCUCCGCCCCUCCCCACAGGGAACCCUCCAAUCCACAGCCAGACUACCCCAGCGUGCACGGCCCCCGCGAAGAGCAGUAUGUGAGUGAGGUCGCGCCCCCCGAUGACGUCACCACCGUCUACAGAGAUGCCGGGACCAUCACUGAUGUGUGUAACAGUACUGAUCUUCCAGAGGUGGAGAUCAUCAGUCUGCUGGAGGAGCAGCUGCCCCACUACAAGCUGAGAGCAGACACCAUCUACGGGUAUGACCACGACGACUGGCUCCACACCCCUCUCCUCUCCCCCGACACCAACCUGGACCUCACCGUGGAGCAGAUUGAGGAGACUCUGAAGUAUUUCCUUCUAUGUGCUGAAAGAGUGGGCCAGAUGACUAAGACGUACAGUGACAUAGAUGCUGUUACUCGUCUGCUUGAAGAGAAAGAACGGGACUUGGAGCUCGCCGCCCGCAUCGGCCAGUCACUGCUGAAGAAGAACAAAACCCUCAGUGAGAGAAAUGAAUUCCUGGAGGAGCAAGUGGAGCACAUUCGAGAGGAGGUUUCUCAGCUGCGCCAUGAUCUGUCUAUGAAAGAUGAGCUUCUCCAGUUCUACACUAGUGCAGCAGAGGAGAGUGAAGGAGAUUCGUCCACCUGUACCCCCAUCCGCCACAAUGACUCCACACUGUCGGUGCCAAGAUACUUCCCCCUGGACUCACUGCAGAAGAAACUCAAAGACCUGGAGGCAGAGAACAUCUCUCUCAGAUCAGAGGCCAGUCACCUGGAGACGGAGACAGAGGAGUACGAGGAGAAGGAGCAGCAGCUGGUCAACGACGUCGUCAAAGAGCUGAGAGAUGCCAACCACCAGAUGUCCACCCUGGCGGAGGAGCUGGCGAGGAAGACGGACGACGGGUCUCGCCAGCAGGAGGAGAUCACACACCUCCUGUCCCAGAUCGUAGACCUGCAGAAGAAGUCCAAGUCUUAUACAGUGGAAAACCAAGAGCUCACCCAGCAUCUAGGGGCUGCCAAAGAUGCCCAGCGCCAGCUCACUGCUGAGCUGAGGGAGUUGGAGGAUAAGUAUGCAGAGUGUAUGGAGAUGCUCCAUGAGGCCCAGGAAGAGCUGAAGAACCUCCGGAAUAAAUCACUACCUCUCAGUACACCCCGACGCUUCCACUCCCUGGGCCUGUUCCCUAUGGACUCUCUAGCUGCCGAGAUUGAGGGCACCAUGAGGAAGGGGCUGGCUAUGGAUGACCCGGAAGUGGAAGAGCAGAAGUUGCACCCCAAGCGUGUGUUUGAGACUGUGAAAAACGUUAACCUGAUGCGUCAGCGCUCCUCUCUGGCCCCGUCUCCCAUGAACAUCCCCGGCUCCAACCGGUCGUCCUGUCUGAACUCUGGCCGCUCCAGCUGCCUGUCCACGCCCCGCUCCAGCCUGUACGGAGGAGAUAUGGGGAGCAUCCUCAUAGACAACCACACCAACAGCUUCAUACUGGAGACGCCUGACCACAGUACGGAUGACUCCAACAAGAAACCAGGGACCCCUGGAACGCCGGGCUCUCAGGAUCUGGAAGCAGCCCUGCGACGUCUCUCCCUGCGGCGGGACAACUACCUGAGCGAGCGGCGGUUCUUCGAGGAGGAGAGGGAUCGGAAGCUCCAGGGGCUGGUGGAGAAGGGAGAGGUGGACAACGGCAGUAUGACCCCCACAGAGAGCAUCAUGUCCCUGGGAGGAACCCACCUCUCUUCCAUCUGGUCUGGGUACUCCUUCAGCUCCCGCUCCUACCUGCCGGAGAAGCUGCAGAUCGUCAAGCCACUGGAAGGCUCGGCCACCCUGCACCAGUGGCAGCAGCUGGCUCAGCCCAACCUGGGUGGGAUCCUGGACACGCGGCCUGGUGUGGUCACUAAGGGCUUCCGUCCUCUGGAACUAGACCUGGAGCACAUGUACCUGUUCACUGACUUUGAGGAGGAGGACUUUGAGGUAGUGGAGGAGUCUGACCACCUGUCUGUCUCAGGCUCUACCCCCGGCUGUAGUGGCAUCUCCAUCCUCAGCCGGCAGGGCCUCCGUACCCGCUCCUCCUCCUGCUCCUCCUCCUGCAGCGGCAGAUCCAUCAACAACAACCUUCCAGAGGGAGAAGCCAGGGAAGAGGGCAAGACAGGCCCAGGCAGCACAUCACUGUCGUCCCCUGCACCUCCAGACAGCGAGAACCAGGAGAACCAGGAUCAGGCUGCAGCCGCUGACGGGGUGUCUGCCCACUUCCCUGGUAAAUGCAUGUCCAACACCAGCUCCACCUAUACCUUCACCACCUGUCGGAUCAUGCACCCCUCAGACGAGCUGACCAGAGUCACCCCCAGCCUUAUGUCGGGUCCUACUGCCUCCUGCGUCAUGACCAGCAGCAGCAGCGUCAGAUCUACCCCCUGCUCAACCCCUUGCACCCCGCGCCGCCUCAGCCUGGCAGCCGAGUCCUUCACCAACCUGAGAGACUCCACCAAGACCAUGAGCACUAGUGGAGGUCUGGUGCGGCUCCUCCAGGAGCGAGGCAUCUCUGCAGCAGUCUACAACCCUCAGAGCUGGGACCGGGCAGACUGUAGCACCUCCAUCCCCACUGGGGGGGUACCGUCGCUUCUACCGCCGCGGCCCCCUGACACCCUACCCUCCACGCCGCCCAACUCCCCAACCCACCGCUCCCUCUGUGCCAAACCCAGCAGCCCCGUGGGCCCCUUCGAACUCAGUCCCAGCGCCCCGCCCUAUGACAACUUCCUGGCAUCGAAGCCGGCCAGCUCCAUCCUGAAGGAGGUGAGGGCAGAGGCCCAGAGCAGUGAGUCAGCAGACAGGGAGUGUCAGACUGACGUCAGCGUCCACAAUCUGAAGCUGGUGGACAAGCUGAAGCGCUUCAGCGUGGUUGGGGCCGGCCCCUCUUUAUCAGGGGCCACGGGGCCCACCAUGCUGGGGCCCCUCAGCAGCCUCCACCGCCCUUCCCACUUCUGCCCUUCUGUGGUGACCAGUCCCAUAGGGGGCCUCGGCCCCGCUCUGAACACAGGCAUCCGCCGUAACCGCAGCUACCCGGCCAUGGUAGGAGCCGGCAUGGCUAUGAAGGGCCCGGGGCCCCACAGCCCCACAGACAUGCUCCUGGCUUCUUCCUCCAAACUCCCCAGACAGACUAGUCUCAAUGAUGGGUGAAUGAAUGUUGACUUUUCUCUUCUGUCUGUCACCUGUCAGAUGAGUUGGAUGUAUAUAUAUCUGCUGUAUGAGUCCCCGGUCUGUGACAAAUCAACUCUGUGCCUGAAAGAGAUGCCCUUUCUUUUUACAGUGCAUUUUGUAUCAAUGCUAAUUAUUUUGUCUUCCUUUCUUUCUUUCUCUAUUCUGUCUCUCUCUCCUCUCC
Molecule: messenger RNA, 3400 nt
Organism: Oncorhynchus mykiss (rainbow trout)
Lineage: Eukaryota; Metazoa; Chordata; Actinopteri; Salmoniformes; Salmonidae
Source: RefSeq, a predicted model, not a curated record